CACACACAAGGUCAGGAAGUGAGUUCACAACAUCUUAAGAGUCUAUGUGCAGCAGGUGCUUCACUUCAGUCCUCACUUCAGUCCUCCACACAAGACUACUUCUAAGCACAAUGGAAAGUGGCACGAGAAGUUCUCUCUUGUGGUUUCUCCUGCUCAACCAGCUGACGUUCUGUCUUACUAAUGAAACAUCUUCAACCAUGAAACCAAGCGAAGGCACAAUUACAAGUGGCACCUCAACCCUUAUGACAUCCCUCCCUCCCAAUGACACAAACUCUGACGGGGACAACAACUGCCCCCGAGUCGACUGCUUGAUUAACAGUGAGAUGGAACUGAUUGCUAUAGGUUCAGCAGGGGGGCUGAUAGUGUGCCUUCUGGUUGCUACUGUGGUACUGGCAUGCCAGGUCUGCCAACUUCAGCGGCGGGUUAAUGCUCCUCGGGCCUCCCGUUCCAACUUAGACUUGGUGAGUGGUACGGGCUACUGGGGCACUGACCUGCCCGAGGUCGAAGGACUGGUUGGGCCAUGUGAUGCCAGUGUCAUGCUUGAGGAGGUGAAAGCAGACAGCAGGAUGGAGGAGGAUAGGCAGCCUGAAAUAGAAGAGCCAUACGAGGGGGCUGAGGCAGGAUUUGAGGAAGGGGCGACUGCGAUGGCUUUUGAUCCUGAGGAAAAGGCCAGUCAGAUGCAAAGCUCCAGCUCCAGGGACUCCUGUCUGGAAGUUCCCAAGGAUCUAGAGAAUAUGCCCCUUGUUGUGUGAGGAGGUAACCUCAUGAUGGUAAAUUGCAGCCCCAGACACAGACUGUAACCACUCAGUUCAGCUGAUGUACAGUGGGUCAUCCACUUACUUUGCAAUUUAUUUAAUCUCACAGAAUUUGAUUACGACCUCAGUAAAAUUAAGAGCUGCCUGGGUAUUAUUUGAAACUUUAGAUACUUGCCGAUAUAAUACCAGAAUUUUAUCUUUUGAUACAUUAUUAUGAGAGAUGUAAACACAUUUUUCUACAUGAACCUUUUUUAUUCAUUAAAUAAGACAAGUUCUCAAAUAUAAGAUAGCUCAAUAUUUUAAUCUAAAUCAAAGAUUACUAUAAUUACCAAUUUGAGAAAGCAUUUGAUACCAGCUUUUGGGACUGUGGUUUUUGAUGCUCCAGACAAUUCGGUAGGUAGCAGAAAUGUAUUGAGGUUUGAUUCUCAGCAUAAGUAAAAUGUGUAGAUAGUUUUAUUUAUGAUGCUACUAGUUCAAACUAUUAGAAAAAAAUGUGAAGUACAUAAAACACCUCUUAUUUUAAAUACUUUAGGCAAGUCUUUAUUCAAAAGUAAAAUGGCAAAAAGGUCUUCUUGGCCAACUUAAGAACAGAACAUUUUGAACAGUGAGAUGUACAUUUUUCAUGAGGAUCAGUUAGGUAGAACUUUAAACAUCUAACAUGAUACACUUCUUUCUCUAUGCACUUGCUUAGCAAAUUUGAGUCAUUGUAAGGCUGCUUGAUUUGGCCUAAUUUUCUUGUUUAAUUACAUAACUGAGUGAAGAUUGUAAUUUAAAAAAACAGACUUAAAGGUAGACCAACAAGUGUAAAUCAAUACAUGUUGAUUUGUACGAACAAGAUCCUAAGAUCUAGCCUUGGAUUUGACACCAGGGAUCUUAUGUGUUGAAAAAACCUGUGUUGAAAUGAACAAAUGUCAGAAAGUUUGGUAAAUUGUCUGCCAAGAGUCCUUGAUUUAUUUAACUUUUGUUGAACUUUGCUUCUGUCAGUUGAGCCGUCUCUGAUCUCUUACCUGUA
Scomber japonicus (chub mackerel) is the source of this 1767-nucleotide messenger RNA. RefSeq lists its product as uncharacterized. The record is from RefSeq and is a predicted model, not a curated record. Bases 45 to 752 code for a protein of 235 amino acids. The transcript has 2 exons. Lineage: Eukaryota; Metazoa; Chordata; Actinopteri; Scombriformes; Scombridae.